Hydractinia symbiolongicarpus is the source of this 2846-nucleotide messenger RNA. RefSeq names its product serine/threonine kinase-like domain-containing protein STKLD1. Gene Ontology annotation, molecular function: protein serine/threonine kinase activity; protein binding; ATP binding. The transcript is spliced from 24 exons. Gene Ontology annotation, biological process: protein phosphorylation. The record is from RefSeq and is a predicted model, not a curated record. Bases 142 to 2124 code for a protein of 660 amino acids. NCBI's taxonomy places the organism in Eukaryota, Metazoa, Cnidaria, Hydrozoa, Anthoathecata, Hydractiniidae.
AUGCUUCACCCGAAACCCAUUUGGUUUUGAUCUAGGUUGCUGCGAUUACUUUCUUUUUCAUCGUGUUUGCUAGUUUGCUCUUUCAUCUUUUAAUUAUCAAGUUAUAAAUGAAUAUUCAUUUUGCCUGAACUAAUCUAAGACAUGGAGAACUACAAGCUUCAACAAAGACUUGGGAAAGGAGCCCAAGGUUCAGUGUUUUUAGUUGAUAACAAGUCUGAUGGAAAAAAGUAUGUUCUCAAGAAGGUUGAAUGCAGUGAUGAGAAUGAAGCUAACAAAGCAUUUAAAGAGGCCAUGGCUUUGCAAGAAUUACAACAUCCAUACAUUUGUGGUUACAAAGAAUUUUUUGUGACGUGGGACAAAGACGAAUCAGCCAUGUUUGUUUGUAUUGUUAUGGAAUAUUAUAAGAUGGGAGACUUAGAUAAAGCCUUAAAGCAAAAAAGGGCAAAAAGUACUGCUAUUGAAGAAUUGAUUUUAAAGAAAUGGUUUGGCCAAAUGUUAGAAGCAAUUGUUUUCGUUCAUAAUAAACAAGUAAUACACAGAGACCUCAAACCCAGUAAUAUAUUCAUGACUGAAGAUUUAAAUAUUUCUAUUGGUGAUUUUGGUGUAUCUACGAUCAUGGGUGACGCUCGUACAAAAACAAGAACAACAGUCGGUAGCAUGAAUUGGAUGGCUCCAGAAGUUUUAGAAAGACCUUAUGAUGAAAGAUCAGAUGUAUGGAGUUUAGGAUGUAUAUUACUAGAAAUGGCUACUUGUGGAUUUUUAGAUGCUUCCCAAAUAUCAUCGAUUUUAUUUCAAAUAAAAUCAUCACCUCAAGUUUUAGAAGAAGCUCUAGAACAAGUAGGCAAGACUUAUUCAAAAGAUUUGUGUCAAAUUAUUAGAACAAUGCUUCGAAGAAAUUUCCAGCAAAGAGUAACAGCACUAGAGCUGUUGGAGCUCCCUUAUGUUAAAGAAUGUCUUGCAAUUAGUGGAUCAAAAUUAGUUGAAAAUGACGAAACUGUCAAAAAUGUAAAAGGGAAAAAAGGGAAAAAAGUGGCCAAGCCUGUACCGAAAGAGAAAGGAGUAGAAGCUGUGAUUGCUUACAUGAAAGACAAUGAAUCCAACUCCACAUGUCAAACUAAUGCUUUGAAAGCUUUGAAUGAGUUGGUGAAGAAAGGGAAAGAUGUGAGUAAUGGUGCAAAGAAAUUGAUAGCUUCCAUCAUGAGGAAACAUAUAGCGAAAGAAGAAGUCCAAACAGCUGGUUGUAGAUUACUGGCAACGUUGGCUGCACAAGCUGAAGAAGAAGACGAUGUUCUAUAUACUCGUCAACUGAUAUCGCCUGUUGCUUUGGCAAUGAAGUCUCAUUCAAGUUCUGUAAAACUUCAAGCUGCAGCAACCCAAUUACUGAUGGCAUUAUCUGCCGAUGAAACAGCUGCGAAGGAGAUUGGAAAACUAGGAGGAGUGCAGGAUACGCUAGCUGCGAUGAGAGCGUUUCCUGACAAUGUAGAGAUUGCAACUAACUGCUGUGGCGCGUUAUGGAGCUUAGCUAUUGAUGAAUUGAAUGCAAAGAUAGUUUGCGAGGAGCGUGGCUUGCAAGAUAUUUGUCGCGCAAUGGAAAAUCAUGAUGAGGUUUCAGAUCUUAUUGAAGCCGGUUGCUCAGCAAUUUGGUCACUUUCUAUGGAGGAUGAUAACAUUGAAAUGAUGUCAGAUGUUGGUGCAGUCAAACUGUUAUUGCAAGCACUUAAAACUCACAAAAAGGAAGCUAAAGUUGUGAAGAAUGCAUGUAUGGCUUUAGCAAGUAUUGUCGAAGCUGAUGAAUCGAGUGCCUACGAAGUUCUGCAUAAUGAAGGAGACACCCCUGGUGCUGUUAUUCUUAUCUCUGCUUACAAACUUCACAAAGACAAUGAAGAAGUUGUUGAAAACUUUGCAUGUUGUGUCGCUGAACUAGCUGAGUAUGAGGAUGUCAGGACAGAAUUAAAAGGAAAAAACGUUCACGAAUUACUAGCUGAUAUCAAGCUCAAGUUUGCAUCUAAUGGUGAUGUUAUCUCGCAAAUCAACAAUGCUUUAGUCUCACUUGGAGAAGCUAAAGAAGGGAUGGUACGAAACGGUACAGCGCGAUCUCGCCCGAGAAGCGCAGCGAAGAAAUAAACUCAUUGCUCGUUAUAUUAUGAAUGUUAUUAACUCAUUAAUUUUCAAUCUAGAGUAACUUUUUUUAAUUAUGUUUAAGUCAAUGACGUAAUGCAUAGGAAGCGUCCAUAUUAGUGCAAAAAUUUGAAUAAGCGCACUGGCGCUUAACCGAUGCAUCACGUUAUGCAUUUCUGUUGGAGUGUUGUCCCGUGAAUUACGCGAAAAGGUAUGAGAUUGUAGUAUGUUUUAUCGAUACUAUAUUCCUUCAUCCGAAACGCAUGUUUAUAUAGGAAAAAAAUGAAUCCAGCUUGGAUACAUAUUAAUUUUGCGGAAUUAACUUUUGCGGUUUUCGCGCCACCAACAAUGAAUUUUGCGAAAUUUUUCCAGCUCCGCUAAUGAACGCUUUGUUUGUUAAAUUUUUUCAAUGGAUUUCACUGUUCUCCAACCUCGUUCCUAAGAUCCCUUGCCUUUGUUACAUUAGAGCUGUAAGAAAGGCAAAGGAUCCUGAGAACAAGGUUGACUAUUCUCCUAAUCCUAAUUUUGCUCUGCUUUUGAAAAAAAUUGCAGAGUUUUAUGGUUUAAGAGGAAAUCCGCGAAAAAUUAACGCUAUACUAAUUAAGGUAUUUACUUGUGGUAAUCUGAUUUAUAUUUUUUGAGAAAAAAAAAUUGAGUGUAAAUACGGUUUAAUAUAUAUUAAUGUGAAGAUGUAUUUUUCUAGAUUUUAAUGAUAAUAUAUAAUGUAA